This is a messenger RNA of Ectocarpus sp. CCAP 1310/34, 765 nucleotides long. The record is from the annotation of a GenBank genome assembly. Lineage: Eukaryota; Phaeophyceae; Ectocarpales; Ectocarpaceae.
AUGACAUCUCAAGGCUCCACACCGCUUCACAAGGCCGCAAACGAAACGAAAUCUGAAGUGGUGGGAGUGCUGAUCAGGGCACUCGCGAAUCCCAACAGUCGGAUGGUAUGCGGAGCGAUACCGUUGCACAUCGUGGCUCAGUUCGGACAUGAGAACGCGACGCGAGAGCUGCUUCGCGGGAAGAUGAACCCGUUCUUGACCAAAACAGGGAAUUCAUCAUCGGGGGGUACUGCCAUCCCAAUGGACCCGCCCACCAUGGGCACUUGGGCGUGGUGCGCGACCUAUUCCAGUGGAGAGGUUGUGGUAUCAAUCGCAAAUGCCGGCAAUCAAGCGCUCUUGUUUGCUGCGUCGGAACAACACUUGGACAUCGUGGCCAUUCUGACUGAAGCGGACGUGGUGGACAGGGUGGGCCUAAACUAUCUCUCUUGGGCGCCGUCGAAAGUGACCUUGUGGCAUGCGUCAAGUUUCUCUUGCGGCAACGGUACAACGAGAGUACACGGAGCGUUGAAUGCUCGUACCUCAACGCCCGCGACACUGACGGCUGCACGUCCCUGGCUUAUACUUUUAGCUCGUAUUCAGCGGUGCUGCUCGCACGCCCCCAGGAUCGUACGUUUACUCUUUCGCGCUGGAGCAGAUGUGGCAUCGGCUGUUCGAGUCGCAAACUCGAAUGGAGAACAGGAAUACUCCGGGACACCUCGGGCUGUCGUGACGUCGUGCCUCCGUGAGAAGGUUUUAGCGAACGGCGCACCUACUACGGAGGAGUAG